Cavia porcellus (domestic guinea pig) is the source of this 6402-nucleotide messenger RNA. It is a transcript of the gene Pcare, whose product is annotated as photoreceptor cilium actin regulator. Gene Ontology annotation, biological process: protein localization to photoreceptor outer segment; photoreceptor cell outer segment organization. The coding region runs from base 332 to 4024 and encodes 1230 amino acids. Gene Ontology annotation, cellular component: photoreceptor inner segment; photoreceptor outer segment. The record is from RefSeq and is a predicted model, not a curated record. NCBI's taxonomy places the organism in Eukaryota, Metazoa, Chordata, Mammalia, Rodentia, Caviidae. The transcript is spliced from 2 exons.
ACCUAAUAGGCUUAAAGUUCCACUUGCCAUCCACAUCUGUCGAGACACAAGCAAAACACAGGCUCAUAAUCCACGCGCCUAGGUGCUUUGGAAUUGUCCCACUUCUCACUACCAGCAGAAAGUUUGAAACUUCGAAGGACACAGAUGACAGACACCAUUCCUGCUUCACAGUGGGACCAAGAAGGUGAGGAAAGCUGGUUCCAUAUCUAGGACUUUGCACCAUGGACUUCAAAGGACUCUUAGAAUUGCCUGCGUGGACCAGUAAGACUGCCUCUGGGCUCCUGUGUCUGAGAUGAUUCUCAGAAAGCUGUGAAGGCUGUGGGUGGACAUCAUGGGCUGCACACCUUCACACAGCGACAUUGUACACAGCGUUGCAAGGAGCGGCAUUCAGUUUUUGAAAAAGCCCAAAGCAGUUCUACCAGGACAUCAGGGGAGCGGUAAAAGGGCUUCUGUCCCUUUGCUGGUGAAAAGUUCUACCUGUUAUGAUGCUGUGGGGAGUCUUCCCCAGGGACGGAGGCUGGCAGAGGAGUCACCAAGUUCCAAGAGGGCUCAAACUGUGACUGAAGGUCUUUGUCAGCUCAUGGGAGAUAUGGAAGGACUGAUGCCAGAGACCCAAACCUGCCACAUGGCUGAGGACAUCCCAUUCAGUACACCAGGCUCUCAUGGGCCCCGAGAAGCAGCGUUUCCUGGGAAAGAGAGCUCACCUAAUGUUACCCCAGAGACCUCCAAACCAGGCCACUGCUACCAAACCAUCCUUUCUACUCCUGGGUCUACAGGCAAAGUGGACUUCCCUGACCCCCUAGUAAAGGCUCACCAGCGUGCUUACACCUACCUGCACUCCAGCCUCUCCAGGUACGAAGCCAUCGUGUGCCUCAUCCAUCAGGCCACCCAGACCCGGGAGCUGCUGCAGCCCAUGCUCCAUUUCCUGCUGCUGUGCUUUGAGGAGGUUAGCCAGCUCUUGGGAGAGAUCUCUAGGGAUGGAGAAGUGCUCCUCCAGGAGGUUAGGGACAAUCUGGUUUGGCCACCGAGGAAAGGAGAGGCCCAGGAACAGCCAGACCUCCUGCAACAGCUUCUGCAGUACACGGUCAGCAAGCUACAGGCACUCCAUGGCACAGUGGCCACCCUCACUGGCAGCCUCCUGGAGGGCUCUAGCGGCUACCUCCACUCCACUGCAAGCCACUUGGAAAAGAAGCUGAGCAGGAAGAGAGGUGUGGAGGAAUGCCUGCUAAGGACACUGGGGCAGCUAGAGAGCUUCGCAAGUGGCCAUGGUGACCCUGGGCUGCACGAUCUACCCUUGUGCUCUGAGGACAGUGGCAUUGGUGCUGACAAUGAGUCCGUGCAAUCCAUGGACAAGCUAGGGAAGCAAGCCAGCUGGGACUUCGCACCAGAGCAUGUAGAAUGGAAGUUGGGGACUUCACCCCAGAUGGAGACCAGUUUGUCAGGACAGGCCUGGCAGCAAGGUAUAAUCUGGACAGGUCCACACAGAGCCCAUGACUGCCCACUGUCAAAGCCCCUCAUGACAAAGAUCCAGCCCAUAAUGCAGGGUGAAGCGGGGAGGCCAUGCCACUCCAGCACAGAUGCAGAAACAACCACCUCCUGGCCUUCGGCAGGAGACAAGAGCAGGCCAUGUGAUCCCCUGGGGAUUGCAGCCCCCACAAAAGCACAUCUUCCUAAAAGCUCCAGGCUGAUGGCGACUUUAUCCUUCAGUGCAGGUGAGGACAGCAGCCCAGAGGAGGAGGACAAUGAGGUUAGCAGCAUGAGUCUGUGCACAGGGCAGGACAGAGCUCCGUGUUCAAGGCCACGGUCUUCACCUGCUGACAGAGAAAGCCUCUUGCAGCCAUGCUCCAGGAAGCUUAGGAGCCCCCAGGCCCGGGAGAUGAUUCUGAAAAUGAAGGAAGCCAUCAGUGAAAGGAUCAAGUUUGUGCCUGUCCCUGCUGGACAUCAAGACUGGGCUGAGGAAGAGGAGGGGAGGACAAUGAUCCCACACAGACCUAGCACAGUCAGCGGCGGGAGGAGGGCCCUGGAGAGGCAGAGGAGGUCCCAGUCAGAGGGGUGUCUUAAGAGCUACGAGGAGGACCCUACCCUCCAGGAACUGCAGAGGGUCCAGAGAGAUCUCAGUCAGAGGCUGGAGGUGUUUUAUGCGUUGGAGGCCAAAAGACAGGGGCAGACUCAGCAGCCCAGGGCAGCAGCUCUGUGGGCCACCAGCAAGUGCAGGGUGAGUCCCAACAGCACCAUCCACAAGCUCAAGGCAUCCCUCUCCAAGGACUUCAGCAUCCUGCCCAGCCAGGACAAGAACAUCUGGCAGAGAUGUAGUCUGCACCCUGAAAGCGAACAGCCCCAGCAGGGAAACGCUGAGAAGCUACGUGGCACCAUCCCAUUGGCUGAAAAGGAUCAUGAGGCCUCCAAAGCCAAGGACUGCAUUGUACCGGGCUGUCCCACCAGAACAUCCGUCAAAAAACUUAUUGAAACUUUCAGUCCCACUGAGAGCUUGAGGACACCAGGGGAUACUAAGAACUCGGGGUCCAGCCCCAGUCUCAGGAAGUGGGGAGUCCCCAUCAUGCCUCCCAGAUUUCCCAUUUACAGGGGGCUUGCUCCAUUGUAUGCCAAGCCCCAAAUCUCUCCAGCAGUAGGCAGCAACUAUUUCAAAGCAGGGGCAGGCUGGAGGCCCUUGGCGCCUGUCUCUCCUCCUUUGCCUGCAGCAGGAGUGUCUAGGUGUGAGGAUGCACUUUAUGAAACAGAGGGGGACUCAGAGCAUCUCCCUCCACCGCCUCUGGAAAUCCUGAUAGACAAAUCAUUCACUUCUCUGGAGCCCCUAGAAAGCAGCAAUCCAGCAGGAAGCUCCCCUGAAGGGACCCCAGCACCAGGGCUGGGGGGACCUGGUCCUGCCUCAGGAACAUGGGCUUCCCCAAAGCUGAGAGCUUCCAUGAGCCCCCUUGACCUGCUGCCCAGCAAGUGCACUGCCACCCCCACCACACUGCGCAGCACGGGGCUGGGGGGCACCAAGAGAGGCAGCAGUCCCAGAAAGCCAGUCUCGGAUCCCCGUCUCCCGCCGGCAGCCUGCCCAGACUCAGGGCGGGAGAGCAGGGCUCAGAGUCAGGCACAAGCUGCAAAGGCCACAAGCACCUCCAAGCAACCCCGGAAGGCAGUUGUCUGCCAUCACACCAGCCUUACAUCUGGGCAAAGCAAGACCUCGGUCCCCAACCUGGCAAGACCCACAAGAGGAGCUCACUCUGCACAGCCCCCCAGGUUGAGCCGGGAGAGAAGCCCCCCGGUGAUCAGAAAGGCCUCACCCACAAAGGCACACUGGGCGCCUCACGCAGACAAGAGACUGCAUGGCCUGUCCUCCUCCCGUGGCCUGGCCCAGCCAAGUCUCCCCACGGUGAUCAGCUCCCCCAGCCCACCACUCAGCCCUGGAGCUCCCAGCCCACCAGUGAACCCCAAGGUGCCAAGUCCACCACCAGCAAAGAAGGGACCUUCAGCCUCCGAACCCAAGUCUCCCAGCUUGCACCCAGGGAGCCCUCCUGCCCAGCUCACAGAAGCAAGCUCCUCUUCCCCUGUUUCUUCCUUGUCCCCCGCAGUGUCCACAUCUCAGGGGCAGAGGGACACGAGAGACUCUGAAGACAGCCAAGCCCCCUCAGCCAAGCAGCAGCAGCGAGGACGGUUCCAAGCAGGAUGUGGCAGCAGGACGGAGCAGCCCCUGUGCCCUAGAUCUGUUAACAGAACAAGCAGCUCCCCCAGGGCUCUGCGUGCUUGGUCAUGGGCUGCAGCCAGAGGCCCGCAUCGGCCGCGCCCAGGACAAAUCUCAGCCGGAGGAACAGCCCCAACACAAGGAGAUGACUCCAGUCACCCCCAGCAGACACAAGGUGACAGCGAAGGACCUGUACUGCCCCUAGAUGGCAAAAAAACUGACCCCCAAAAGGAAUCCUGGAAUGGCCUUGAAGAAGUACCCCUGCUCUGUGCUAAACUUUACAUAGUGGCAGUUUUCAGUUCCAAAUCCUGCUUUGCCUUGGGGCUCAGAGAUUAACCAAAACAUUAGAUCCCACAGUGACACUUUUUAAUCCUUCAAAGGCUAUCCUUAAUUUAGGAGAGGAAUAUAGCUUACACUCAGUGGGCCAGAUAUUCUACAUGGUAACCAUGAAAUCACUUAACCCCAUCACAGUGAAUGAAGUAAAUAGCAUUCUCCCAUUUUGCAAAUCAGAAAACCAAAGGUACCAGGGGAGGCUUCCUCAGGCAUCUUGUCAGAGUCACACAGGAGAAGAGAGGAUAGUUUGGCGCAGACGUGACUGGCCCUAACGUCUCCACUGUGUCAUUACAUUCCCUGUGCCUCGUUCCUCCACCGUCCCACCUGCCUGCCGCACACACAGUCCCACAGAGGGUGGGAAAGCUUUGUUUUUAGAAGCCUGAGGGAUGACAGGAUACCAAAGUCCCAUUAAGAGCUUUGUUGAUGAAGCUAAGCACUCCUGACACAAGGUGGCUUGGUGGAUGAGAACACACAGCCCACGCACUCUCCACUCCUGCAUCCAGAGCUCAGCCCCAGUGCCAUCAAUCUAGAGCUUUCGGCUCCCAGCGACAGCCACGCUGCUCUUGGCCUCAGCGCGAGUCAAAUGCUCUUGCCGCCCAACACACCCACAUGACCAAGCUUGCCAAACAAGGCGCCUAUUCUCUGCACCAGGUGGGGUCUGGAGCUUGCGAGACCAAGUGGGUGAGGCUCACACACUGGUGUGUCUGUCUCUCCCUGAGGCUUCUUGGCCAAGUUUAUUCCCAGGUCAUCUGUAAAACUUCUAGGGGUGCUCAAAGGAAAGGAGCAAACAGUGGCUCACGCCAGAAACCUGCUUCUGCCAGCGAGCUAGAUAUUUGCUGCAGAUCUUGGAAUUUUUCCAUCCGAGGCUGUGGAGUACUUUUUAUUUAGAAAAAAAUUUCAAUAAUCGGGCAAUUCAAUGCCAGCUCAGUGGGUUGUCAAAGACAAGAAUUCUCACCCACGGGUACAGCUAAGGGGCAGCCCUCCAGAUCCACUGCAAAGCUGAUUUUUUAAAUUUGUGGAAAUUAUAGACCUCCAAUCCUUUCUUGUUGAAAUAGAUCAUGGGCUAAAGAACAUGUUAGCCUGGGUCCUAGGGACUCCAGCUAGCUUCCCACAGGGACAGGCAAUGAAUAAAUAAAUCUCAUUUGACUUGUCCAGUUAUUAAUAUGGGGGUGACCAGGCUUAUCUCUCUAAAGGACCGAUGAUUAUAUUACCCAAAAGGGCUAUACUCGUCCUCUAUAUUGGAAAAUGUCUGUGCAUGGUCAGCUCUUUGCUCGUGUGGCUGCAUUAAUCUGAAAGCUCUGCUCAGGACACAGCCAGAACAAGCUGGGCUGAUGCCUGGGAACCUCCUGGGCUGCAGGCGAUGGGAGUGGCUGAGGAAAAGCAAGUGCUGAGAAGAAAGGAGGUUCAGGAAACCUGCUUGCUGUGGGGCUGGGCCAUCCCUAAAUGGCUGGGCAGGUAGUGUGGGUGAGCCUGGCCCAGCUGAGCACGCAGCAGGCAAAUCCUUUGAGUGGCCUAUAAGACCCAGCUCCCGGGUCAGGGGCUUCAGAAGCACUGGUCGGGAAGUGUCUGCACCCUGUGCUAGGGUUGAGAGACAGAAUUCCAAGAAGGCUGAAGAUGCAUGCAGAGUCCAGCUGCAGGGGCUGCUCAGAGACACAGUGGGUGACACGGGGUACUAAGUGGGUGUAAUCACAGGGCCUCACUUCUGAAACCAGGAUACAGAGCGAAGCCACCUCAGCCAGAAGAGAAAUGAGAUGAAUCACCUGUCUAGGCUGAUCUCCUCCAUUGUAGGAGGUUAGGGUGGGUUGAUGGCAUCAUUGCCUGAGUCCUCUUCCCCCUCAACUGUGGUGAUAAGAGCUAUGUGGGCAGCUAGGAGCCAGGUACCAUGUUACAUCAUAGAGAGGUCAGCACCAUAGAGAAUUCCCCAGGAGAGGCAAGCCACCCUCUGUGAGCGUGCUUGGCACUGGCAGGAGGCUCCCUGAGGCUGCCCCUCCCCUGGCUAGGCUGGCAAGGGUCACACUGGCCCCUCCCAUCCUGCAGUCAGCAGAGAAGGAAACAAUAGCUUCUAGUGUCUGCCAUCAUCCAUGGAGCAGCCGAUGAAACAUCCUUAUCCCUCUGGAGGACUUCUUCAUUUACUGAAAGACUUCCUCUCCGGGAUGGUGCCAGCUUCCUGGCAUCUCUCCCAACAUGUGAUAUAAAUGAGAGGCCCAGACUGCCAACCAGGUCCAGGUAACAAGGACAAUGAACUAGUGUGGCCCCUUGUGUGACCCUACAGCCCCCAAAGCUUUGGGAAUUCCAAGUCAGUUUCUCCUGGGACAGAUGAAGAAGAUUAACCAGGGCCAGGAGCUGGAGUCUGCAGAUAAUAAAAUUCAAAGUUAAAAUAA